AUGAAGAGAAGUUCCAGAAUAAUAAGUUUGGCACUAGGAAACGAUAACGGUGACGGUACUGGUACCAUUAAUAUGCAUGAUGCAUGUGGAAAUAUCCAAACACCUACUAAUACCCCUCCUGCAUCACCAGUUACACUGGAACAGGCCGCUAUUGCUAACGAGUUGCAACAGUUAAUUAAUUCCGAUUAUGAAUCUGAAGUUUCGCAUGAUGAUUCAGUCGAAGAUCCUGACUUCACCACAGAAACUUUGAACCUGAGAAAUGUUCCUGUCUCAUCUCCGUCGCCACCUUCACCAUCUGUAUCACUAACAACUCCUUCUGAUCUGCGUUCUGUAGAGACGGUUAAUUUAUUUGGGCAUGAUUCAAGUCUGAGAAUAGAUAGAUCUGACAUUUUCAAUAUUUCUUUUCAAAUGACUCCUGACGUGGAAGCAGUUACAAGUACUUCUGCUUUACCAUCUGCUGUAAAUUCACCUGGUUUAAGUACUUCUUCUGCUACAUCGAAUGUUGUGAAUUCACCUACAUCAAGUUCUUCUCGUGCCAUGCCGUCUGUCGUGAAUUUGUCAACUUUUGGAGAUGAAGCGGCACAGCCGACCUCUAGUAACAGAGGCAGAGCCAAAAGGAAAAAUGAACAUUCAUGGAAACAAAACAUUCGUAAAAAGUUGAGAAACAGUGGUAUAGUUGCGAGCAAUAUGCCACGCAACUACAAACCAGACCCUCGGGGUAAGAAAUAUAUAAAAUAUGACUUCAACUUAAUACAACAGGCUGUUAAUGAAUAUUCUGCGAGUAAUUGUUCUCUUGAUGCUAUCUCAAAGAAAUGUAAUAUACACACAUCUGUUUUAUACAGACACUGCACAAAAAAUAUGAAAAGUCAAGGAGGUCAAACUGUUUUCUCCAAUAAAACUGAAGAAGAAUUGGUAUUGGGGGAAGAAGAUAUUUUACGUUGGCUGAAUGAAUCUGACGGUGAGGCUUUAUCGGACGAAGAACAUGAGAAUUUAUAUAUACAAACACAUUUUGGUGAGAAAUCCAGUACGGAUGACGGAGAAAAUGCAAGCGAUAUUGCUCCAAUACAGGCUGAAAAUUCAUCUUCGUGUGAAGAAGACGUUAUGAGCUCAGUAACUCCUCGGCUUCCACCAAUAGCAACUGUCUCUGGGCAAGGAAGAGUUAAAUCAAGAGGUAUAGGAAGAACACUAGGAAGAGGAAGAGGAAGAACACUAGGAAGAGGAAGAGGCAGGGGACCAAAAAACAGCUCACUGUCAGUAGCCACGUCUAUGAGUCACAGUCGUGGGCCUAGUCACGCACGGAUUGUGCGUCAGCGUGGACGUGGACGUGGUCGUGGCCGCAGUCGUGGUGUUCAGCAGCGCCAACGAAGAGGUAUUCAAUCCAUUCAACAGAAAUGGACUCAUAGUUCAGGCCCGAAAUUAGGGGGUUACAGCAACCAGCCUAUCUGA
Messenger RNA from Arctia plantaginis, 1446 nucleotides. Lineage: Eukaryota; Metazoa; Arthropoda; Insecta; Lepidoptera; Erebidae. The record is from the annotation of a GenBank genome assembly.